AUGGCAACGAGGAAUCGGACGUUGAUAUUUAAGAAGUAUAGAGAUGCAUUAAAGAGCGUUAGGGGUCCAUCGAGCUCAUCGACGUCGACGAGCUCCAGCGGAGGUGGUGGUCCGGUGAUCGAAUUGACUAGUACUUCGCUUCUCAAUCCUAAUCGGAAAUAUACUGCUCUUAGUACUGAAGAUCCCGGUAAUUCAAGUAAAGGUGCACUUACAGUAGGUUUACCACCAGCUUGGGUGGAUGUAUCCGAAGAAAUAGCAGCAAAUGUGCAGCGUGCACGUACCAAAAUGGUUGAGUUAGCUAAGGCUCAUGCCAAAGCUUUGAUGCCUUCAUUUGGUGAUGGUAAAGAAGAUCAACGGACAAUUGAGGGUUUAACCCAAGAGAUAACUGGUCUUAUAAGGAAAUCAGAGAAGCAACUAAAAAGACUUGCAGCAGCUGGGCCUUCUGAGGAUUCAAAUGUUAGAAAAAAUGUGCAGCGUUCCCUUGCUACUGACCUUCAGAACCUUUCAAUGGAACUUCGCAAGAAACAAUCAACUUAUUUGAAGCGCCUCAGGCAACAAAGAGAGACUCAGGACGGUGAUGAUUUAGAAAUGAACCUAAAUGGUGGUAGAUCAGUAAUGGAUGAUGACAAUUUUGACGACAUUGAGUUUAAUGAGCAUCAGAUGGCCAAGCUGAAAAAGAGUGAGGCAUUCACUGUAGAAAGGGAAAGAGAGAUCCAACAGGUAGUUGAAUCAGUAAAUGAGCUUGCUCAGAUUAUGAAGGACUUGUCAGUACUCGUAAUAGACCAGGGUACUAUUGUUGAUAGAAUAGACUACAACAUUCAGAAUGUGGCAAGCACAGUUGAGGAGGGGCUUAAACAACUGCAGAAGGCUGAGAGAACACAGAAACGAGGGGGAAUGGUGAUGUGUGCCACUGUGCUCAUUAUCAUGUGCGCUGUCAUGUUGAUCCUCCUUAUCCUCAAGACGAUCCUCUUUUGA
Molecule: messenger RNA, 975 nt
Organism: Dovyalis caffra
Lineage: Eukaryota; Viridiplantae; Streptophyta; Magnoliopsida; Malpighiales; Salicaceae
Source: the annotation of a GenBank genome assembly